AGUCAUAGUCCUAUCCAGCAACCUCCCUGUACCGCCUUCCGAGCACGCCUCUGCGGAGCUGGUAUCAGCUCCGACCGACUCCUUCACAAAGUUGGUACCAAGUGACACACCCCUAGACUUGGUCCUUGGGGCGAUGACUGUAGCACUGGUACUGUCAGUGUUUGGGCUCCGUUGGGGUAUGGCUAAUGCUGAGCAGAUCAGAGUCACAGCAAAGCGAGUGACACUGUCGGGUGCGUCACAAUAG
Messenger RNA from Sphaeroforma arctica JP610, 244 nucleotides. RefSeq lists its product as hypothetical. Lineage: Eukaryota; Ichthyosporea; Ichthyophonida. The record is from RefSeq and is a predicted model, not a curated record. The transcript has a single exon. The annotation marks the transcript as partial.